Molecule: messenger RNA, 3069 nt
Organism: Acanthosepion pharaonis
Lineage: Eukaryota; Metazoa; Mollusca; Cephalopoda; Sepiida; Sepiidae
Source: the annotation of a GenBank genome assembly
AUGUUUUCCUCUGUCACUUUUGCUCCUUCAAUCUUCCUCUGUGUCAUUCAUUUUUCUACGCUCUCUUUCCUCCUUAAUUUUUCUCUGUCUUUUGCCUUCAAUCUGUCCUGUUCGCAUUUCUGCUCUGUUUCCUCAUUUUCCUGUCCUUUUGUCAUCUGUCAUUGUCGCAUUUCUCUUUCCUCAUUGUUUUCCUCUCUCACUUUGCCUUCAAUCUUUUUCCUCUGUCUUUUGCAUUCAGUCUGCCUGUCAUUUUCUACGCUCUCUUUCCUCAUUAAGUUUUCCUCUGUCUUUUUGCCUUCAAUCUGUCCUGUAUCGCAUUUCUACGCUCUCUUUUCCUCAUUAAGUUUUCCUCUGUCACUUUUUGCCUUCAAUCUGUCCUGUCUGUCCUCUACUCUCUCUUUCCUCAUUAGUUUUCCUCUGUUUGCCUUCAAUCUCUGUCACAUUUUGCCUUCUCUCUGUCCUGUUUCCUCUGUCACUUUUGCCUUCAAUCUGUCUCUUUCGCAUUUUCCUCAUUUUUUCCUCUCUCACUUUUGCCUUUUCUGUCCUUUCUGUCAUUUUCCUCUGUCACUUUCUGUUUUCACGCUCUCUUUGUCAUUAAGUUUUCCUCUGUCCUUUUGCAUUCAGUCUGUCCUGUAUCAUUUUUUUUUUCUACGCCCUCUUUCCUCAUUAAGUUUUCCUCUGUCUUUUGCAUUCAUUUCCUCUCUUUCCUCAAUCUGUCCUUUUUCAUUUUCUGUCUCUUUCCUCAUUAAGUUUUUCCUCUUCAUUCAGUCUGUCCUGUAUGACAUUUUCUACGCUCUCUGUUUUCCUCACUUUGCCAUAUCUGUCCUGUCAUUUUCUGUCUCUUUCCUCAUUAAGUUUUCUCCUUCCACGUUUUGCCUUCAUUUUCCUCUGUCACUUUUGCCUUAUGUCUGUCGCAUUUUUCUACGCUCUCUUUCCUCAUUAAGUUUUCCUCUGUCACUUUUGCCUUCAAUCAUCCUUUUUCCUCUGUCACUUUUGCCUUCCAUCUCUGUCGCUCUUUUUUGUUUUCCUCCUUUUUGCCUUCAUCUGUCACUUUCGCAUCUCUUUCCUCGCUCUCUGUCUUUUACGUCCUGUCAUUUUCUACGCUCUCUUUCCUCAUUAAGUUUUCCUCUGUCCUUUGCCUUCCAAUCUGUCCUGUAUCUUUUCCUCUGUCACUUUUGCCUUAAUCUGUCCUGUCGCAUUUUCUCGCUCUCUUUCCUCAUUAAGUUUUUUCCUCUGUCACUCUCUUUCUCACGCUCUCUUUCAACAUUCGUUUUCCUCUUUUUUCCUCUGUCACUUUUCUCAAUCUGUCGUAUCGCAUUUUCUCUCUCUUUCCUCAUUAAGUUUUCCUCUGUCACUUUUUUGCCUUCAAUCUGUCCUGUAUCCAUUUCUCUCUUCCCUCAUUCAUUUUCCUCUGUCAAUUUGCCUUCAGUCUGUAUCGCAUUUCUACGCUCUCUUUCCUCAUUAAGUUUUUUCCUCUGUCACUUUUGCCUUCAAUCUGUCCUGUAUCGCAUUUCUACGCUCUCUCUCUUUCCUCACUUUGCCUUCAAUAUCCUUUUUUUUCCUCUGUCACAUUUUUGCCUUCAAUCUGUGUAUCUUUUCCGCUCUCUUUCCUCUUUUUCCUCUUUUUCUCUGUCACUUUUGCCUUCAAUCUGUCAUCGCAUUUUCUUCUCUCUUUCUCAAUCUGUCCUUUUGCCUUCAAUCUGUCCUUUUCCUCUGUCACUUUUGCAUUCCAUCUGUCCUUUGCAUUUUCUGUCUCUUUCCCACUUUUCCAUCUCUGUCACUUUACCCAUCUGUCUGUUUGCCAUUUCUGUCUCUUUCCCACAUCUGUCACUUCCUCUAUCCUUUUGCCUUCACAUCUGUCCUUUGCCAUCUCUGUCUCUUUUCCUCAUCUGUGAGCUUUGCCAUUCUGUCACUUUGCCACAUCUGUCAUUUUUUGCUCUCUCUCUGUUAACUUUUUCACAUCUGUCACUUUUGCCAUCUCUGUCCUGCCACAUCUGUCCUUUUGCUUCCCUUGUCACUUUUCAUCUGUCACUUUGCCAUCUCUGUCCCUUUGUAUUGUUCACAUCUGUGUCACUUUCCAUCUGUCUUUCACUCUGUCACUUUGCACCUUCAGUUGCCAUCUCUGUCACUUUGUCACAUCUACUGUCAUCUCUGUCCUUUCAUCUGUCACAUCUGUCAUUUUCACAUCUCUGUCACUUGUUUCCUCUGUGGACUUUUGCUAUCAAUCUGUCACUUAUGCCAUUUUCUACGCUCUCUUCCCUCUGUCACUUUGCCACAUCUGUCACUUUUGCUAUCAAUCUGUCACUUUAUCACAUUUCUACUUUCUCUUUCAUCAUUAAUUUCCUCUGUCUUUGCCUUCACAUCUGUCCCUGUUUGCAUUUCUCUGUCUUUCUUGCCAUUUCUGUGCCUUCUCUGUCCCAUCUUUGUCACUUUGCCACAUCUGUGACUUUACAUUCUGUCACUUUAUCACAUCUACACUUUCUCUUGCCAUUUCUCUGUCCUUUUGCCUUCACAUCUGUGACUUUUGCCUCUCUUUCCUCAUGGCUAUUUUCUGUGUCUUUUGCCAUCUCUCCUUUUUCACUUCUGUCACUUUAUUUCCUCUCUGUCCUUUGUCAAAUCUGUCACUUUCGCAUUUUACGCCUCUUUUGUUACUUCAUUUUUCUGUCAAUUUGGAUUCUCUGUCAAGUUUGCUCUCCAUCUGUCUCUUUUGCCUGUCACUUUUAUGUUGCCAUCAUAACUUUUCCUCUGUCACUUUUUGCAUUCAGUCUGUCCUGCCAUCUCUGUAACUUUGCCUCAUCGUCCACAAGUUUAUCUCUGUCACUUUUGCAUUCUCUGUCUUUGCAUUUCUCUGUCUCUUUCAUCAUUAACAUUUUUCAUUGUGACAUUUCUUCAAUUGUCCUAUAUCUGACUUUUUCUAUCUCUGUUUCCUUUUAUUUUCAUCUGUCCUUUGCCAUCUCUGUCUGUUUUCCACAUCAUUUCACUUUGCUCAUUUCUGUCCUUUCCUCAAUUCCGUUACUUUGCCAUCCACUGUCAUUUGAUAUCUCCAAUUUUACCAUCUCAUCACUUUGA